GCACACACACACACAUACCAACAGACUCAUUGUCAUCGUGCCGGCGCGACUGCGCGCGAGCUCGAGCGAGAGAGAGACGGCCGCGGCGUCGGUGAAGGAUGGCACUAUGGUGGAUAGGCGGCGGCGGCGGGGUGGUACCGCGUCCGAAUGAUAAAGAUUUAUAAAGACUCGCACUGGCUCGCUACCAAGUACCAACUUACGAUAAUAACAAUAAUAAUACGAGAAAAAUAAAUAGUAGUAAUAGUACAAAGGAGUCAAGGUCGUCGACAAAAACGUCCCGCAUAAUAUUAUUAUUAGAUAGCGACGGCGGCAGUCGGCAUUUUGGCGGCUUGGCGGUCGUUUUUAUCGCUUUUUAGUGCGCCCGUUUGUAUAUUAUAGUGCGUGCGUGUGUGUGUGUGUGUGUGUUAGCGAUUGUAUGUGUGUGCGCGCGCGCGGUGAGUAAACAAAAACAACUCAAUAAAUAAUAAACGUUCAACGGACCAAGCGAGUGUUUCGACUUUUGACUUUCAAGUAUUUGUUGCGCGCGGAGACGAUCUGUGCACCUUUUUUAUUCGUUCGACCUCUCUUCCGCGUCCUCACGGUGCUCCAAUCGGCGCGGUGAAUACCUUUGGUCCGGAAAUUCGUCGUUAUUAAUCGCCAAUUUUUUACCGAUCGUCGGUGGACUGCGUCUGACCGUAGGCGUAUCGUUAAUUUAUCCCGGUCGGAAAUCGUCGUUCGCGAAUAGUAUUCCGAAGGUCGGUGUCGGCCACAGCUGCGUACCAUCUGGAUCCUGGACAAGGACCCCGUCCGUCCGUGUUGGACCCCGGUGCUUUUGUCGUGAAAAUGGAAAGUUCGACUACACACCUGAAUUCGAGUAAUUGCUGUUCACAACGAAUACGGUGCUGCCUAUACAACCGGCGGAUAUAAACGGUAUUGACGUUGUACCUUUGUUAUAUUAUCCAUCAUGAAACUGUUGGAGAGCUCGCAAUUAAUCGAGCUGUCGAGAGCACUUUGCGUUGACCGAGGAGAUGUUAAAGUUGUUGCCAGGAUUGAAAGCUAUUCGUGCAAAAUGGUAGGCGAUGAGAAACACAAGUAUAAAAAGUUUUACUCUCAGAGUGGCACACAGCCAGGUGACCUCGAAGCAUUGGGCUGUUCACCAAACAGUGAUCCGCGAUACGGAAGAAGUCUUAGUGUAUCAGGAGAUGAAGAAGUCUUGUUGUGUGAUACAAUAUCACGCAAAUCUUUAUUUUACUUAAUUGCAACACUGAAUGCCACAUUUGCACCUGACUACGAUUUCACAGAUGCCAAGUCGUCAGAAUUUAGUAAAGAACGUAGUUUGCAGUGGGUCAUGAGAGAUGUGGAUAAUAACUUAUCAGCAGUUAUUGUAGAACCUACUACAGCAACAUCAUGUGUUGGAUCUAAUCAAACUAUUUUGAAUCACCUACAAAGUAAUGCAACUCCCAAAAACUACUCACAGUUACGUGAUAAACUCUGGGAAGUUAUUGACAAAGAAAUUAGCAUGUCACAAUGUGACAUUUACAGCUACACACCUGACAUGCGAUCAGAUCCAUUUAGCGAAGAUGGAUGCCUGUGGUCAUUCAACUAUUUCUUUUACAACAAAAAACUAAAAAGAAUUUUAUUUUUUACUUGCCGACGCAUUAUUAGUUCUUCUUAUCCUAUGGACUUUGAUGGAUCAAUAGGACCUGGAUCAGACUCUAUGUUCUUGUCUGAUUAUUAUGAUGAUGGAAAUGCUGAUAGCAACAGUAGGCAUCGCAGAGAAAGAAGUCCUUUAAGCAGUAGUCGUCGUCGAGGUGGAAAUAGUAAUUUCUAAGUGACAAAAUUAAAAGGAAAAAUAGUCUAAAUAUAUUUUAACUUGCUGUCUCUCUUUUCUUUUUUAUGCUUUUAACUAGAUAUUAGUGAACAUCAGUUAAUAACUAUCAUUAUUCAAAAAAUAAUCAUAAUAUAUAGAUUUAUAAUAUUUACACAAAUGAUGUGUUAUUUUACACAUUUGCACAUUUUUAAUUGUUAUUAUGUGUGAGUGUAAUUAUACUAGGAUGUAAAUUACUUUCCAAAUGUUUGGUAAAACUAAGAUAUAGUGUGGUGGAUCUCAGUUAUUGCUUAUUUAAAUAGUCAUGAUUGACUUAUUGUCGCCGAUAUUUCGUUGAUAUUUAUUUAUAUUUGAAUUUAUUAACAACAAUUUUACUAAAGAUUAUUUAAGUAUAACAUUAUUAUAAUAUUAAAGGUUUAUAAAAUUAUAUUUCCAAAAAAUUAAUUUAAGUAUAUUUUAUCUAUAAAUGAAAUUGUUUAAAUUUUAAUAUUAUUUAUUACAGUAACAAAGUAUUAUUAUUAUACAUUAGUAGAUAGUAUUAUAUAAGAAACUGAUCUUUAUCCUGUAACUGUUUUAUUUUUUUUGUAUUGGUUUGAUGAAAUUUAGAUGAACAAAUGACUUAUUGUAUUCAAAAUGUAAUAGAUUUUAUUUGAAAAGAAAUAUAUUAUCAAAAAAUAAAUAUUAAAAGUAUGUUUUGAUGAAUUUGAUGUACCUGUUUAUGACUUAUUAGAAACAUAACUUUUUCGUUAUAAUUUAUAAGGUGAUAUUGCUAAAAUUAAUUUUUAUUUAUAAUUAUUAAUAUUUAAUUCUGUUUGUGUAAUACAAUAGUUGAAAAUUUAAAAUCGAUUUACGAGUGGUAGUUAUUACUUUUACAGAUAUAAUUUUAAACCCUGAUUUUAAUUUUUAAGACAAAAACCAACAUUCAUGAUUUUAUUUUUUAUUUGAUAAUUAUUAGUUUAUUGCAAGAAUUUUAAGUAAUAUAAUAUAAAUUAAUAAUCUUUGCACACUUUUUAGUCAAUCUAGUAAUAAUUAAUAAGUAGUAGAAUUAAGUACUAACUAUAAAUAAUUUAUUAAUAAAAUAUAUAUUUUUUAAUAUGAUUUACUUAUUGUUAAAUGUUUAUCAUGAUUGUAAUUAUUAUUUUAUUUAAUAACUUAUUCACACUAUUUUAAAGUAAAUAAAAUAAAAAGAAUUACCAAAAUAAAUGUGUAAAGAUAUAUACUGUAACAAAUUUAUCAUUUAAACAUUCACAGUCUGUACAAAAUUAUUUAAGAAAAUUUAAAUCAAAAGAAACAAUUUUCUUGUCUAUAAACAAUAAUUUUCAGAAUAU
This is a messenger RNA of Aphis gossypii (cotton aphid), 3135 nucleotides long. RefSeq names its product repressor of RNA polymerase III transcription MAF1 homolog (gene Maf1). The transcript has 6 exons. Gene Ontology annotation, molecular function: RNA polymerase III core binding. Gene Ontology annotation, cellular component: nucleus. The record is from RefSeq and is a predicted model, not a curated record. Gene Ontology annotation, biological process: negative regulation of transcription by RNA polymerase III. NCBI's taxonomy places the organism in Eukaryota, Metazoa, Arthropoda, Insecta, Hemiptera, Aphididae. Bases 944 to 1810 code for a protein of 288 amino acids.